CUGAGGGUCAUUAAUUUACCAUUUUGUCACUGUUCCCAACUCCUCCUCCUCUCACCAAACCCGAAGCUCUCUUCUUCUUCUUCGCAAACUGCAAAGUUAUUAACUCUGAGAAACCGAAACCCAACAACCCCUUUUGCCAUUUCCUGCAAAAUCCGUUUCUCUUCUUCGAUUCGCGCGUCAAUGGCUUCACCCUCCGUCACAGACACCGAAACGAAGCCGUUUUCCGUUCUCUUCGUGUGCCUCGGCAACAUCUGCAGAAGCCCCGCUGCCGAAGGAGUCUUCACUGACUUAGUCAACGAAAGUGGCCUCAAUUCGAAGUUCAAAAUCGAUUCCGCUGGCACCAUCAAUUACCACGAGGGAAAUGAAGCGGAUCCGAGAAUGAGGGCAGCUUCAAAGAGGCGUGGGAUUCUGAUAACUUCUAUUUCGAGGCCAAUCAAGCCCUCUGAUUUCGUUGACUUUGACCUCAUUCUUGCGAUGGACAAACAGAACAAAGAGGACAUAUUGGAGGCCUUUAAUAGGUGGAAAGGUAGACAUUCUCUACCGGAUGAUUCACAUAAAAAGGUUAAGUUGAUGUGCUCGUAUUGUAAGAAGCAUGAUGAAAGUGAAGUCCCGGAUCCUUAUUAUGGUGGACAUCAAGGGUUUGAGAAGGUGUUGGAUUUGCUUGAAGAUGCUUGCGGAUCAUUACUGGAAACCAUUUUGGCAGAAAACAAACAUGUACAAGAAUCCUAAUACCUUUAUUAAUAGCCAAAACAUCCAAUCCUGUGGUGAAGUCAUAAAAUCAUUGGUUUUCAUAGAUGUCGAAGUACCUUCAUGUUUCGGUGGUACACUACACUGAACCCACGAUAUAUAUGUAUAUGGAAUUUCGAAACUUCUUGCCAUGCUUAUCUUACAAUUGGAGUCAUAAGUUCGGCCCUAA
Glycine soja is the source of this 916-nucleotide messenger RNA. RefSeq names its product putative low molecular weight protein-tyrosine-phosphatase slr0328. Gene Ontology annotation, molecular function: protein tyrosine phosphatase activity. Gene Ontology annotation, biological process: protein dephosphorylation. Lineage: Eukaryota; Viridiplantae; Streptophyta; Magnoliopsida; Fabales; Fabaceae. The record is from RefSeq and is a predicted model, not a curated record. The coding region runs from base 181 to 729 and encodes 182 amino acids. The transcript is spliced from 5 exons.